ACAGUACGGUCUGCAGAUGGUCGAGGCGGUUCCUCAAACCAUAAGAAGACACAGAAAGGUGAGGAGCAGCUCGUCUGAGAGCCCUCCACCCCGCGAGAGAAGGAGGCCCUGGGCGGACCGAGUUGAUCAACUCAUGGAGGCGGUAAUGCUACUCCUGAAACAGUUGCGGGAGGACAAGAUAGCUGCUGGCCCGGCGACGGCGCCAUUGGCGCCCGCAGCCUCUACUUCUUCUCACUCGGUUCGAGCAGAAAACCCAGAAGUGAGGACGCCACGAGCAACCACGAUGGCCGAGAUGGUCUCCGACCAGGAUGGAGCACGGGAGACAUCGGCGCCGGGGACCGGGGAGACAGCGCUGUUGACGGAAAACGCAUGCAACAGACACGUGCGUGGAGUGAGCAGACACCUGAGUGAACUGUGUGAAGCCCAGAAGACGUGGCCGGCAAGGGAGAGAACAGCUGCGCCCAACAUAGAAGAGAGUGAGCUGCUGGUUUUUGAUGAUGAUGUUAAAGCAGAGGAGGUGUUGAGAUCGCUCAGCAAAGGAGAAUACGCGGAUGAGAAGGAUGCCUUCUACGUGGUGGACCUGGGGGACAUCGUGAGAAAGCACCUGCGCUGGCUCGGCGCCCUUCCACGUGUGCGGCCCUUCUACGCCGUCAAGUGCAACAACACUCAGACCAUCGUACAAACCCUCGCCACGCUGGGCACUGGCUUUGACUGCGCCAGCAAGGCGGAGAUAGCGCUGGUGCAGAGCCUCGGCGUGAGCGCUGACCGCAUCAUCUACGCGAACCCCUGCAAGCAAGCGUCGCACGUGCGCUACGCGGCCGAGCACGGCGUCGACCUCAUGACUUUCGACAACGAUGCCGAGCUGCACAAGAUCGCCCGCGUCAACCCCAACGCCAGGCUCGUGCUGAGAAUCGCCACCGAUGAUUCCAAGUCCGUGUACAAGAUGAGCCGGAAAUUUGGUGCCAGCGUCGAGUCGAGCCAUCAGCUGCUGGAGACGGCGCAGGGACUGGGACUGCUCGUCGUGGGGGUCAGCUUCCACGUUGGUAGCUGCUGCCAGGAUGGUGUGGCCUAUACCGAGGCCAUUGCAAAUGCCCGUCAGGUUUUCAACAACGCUGCUGAACUGGGAUUGAGCCUGACUCUUCUGGACAUUGGAGGAGGCUUCCCAGGUCAUAAUGGAGAGUCCAAAAUUACAUUUGAGGAGGUCAGUGUUAGUAGGAGUGGAAUGACUCCACAUCACCUCCCACGGCGAUUCGAUGACAUUUUUUUUUAUUUCGGGUCGCAGUUAAAUUAAAGAAUAAUUCUGUUUAGAUAUUUGCACUGAUUUGUAGCUCCUCUGUACGUUGAGCUUCUUUCGCACCAUACAUUGCCUCUAGUGGCUGCACAAGUGACAUCAACACAUUGCAGACAGCGUCGAUUCUGACAUGCGUGAGUCAACGCACAUAUUGUAAGCUGGAGAGGGAAUCGAUGUUUUGUCACACCCAGAGAGCAAACGUUUUCAAUUUAAUCAGGAUGAAAUGCU
Messenger RNA from Petromyzon marinus (sea lamprey), 1519 nucleotides. RefSeq names its product ornithine decarboxylase-like. Lineage: Eukaryota; Metazoa; Chordata; Hyperoartia; Petromyzontiformes; Petromyzontidae. Gene Ontology annotation, molecular function: ornithine decarboxylase activity. Gene Ontology annotation, cellular component: cytoplasm. The record is from RefSeq and is a predicted model, not a curated record.